Messenger RNA from Callorhinchus milii (elephant shark), 645 nucleotides. It is a transcript of the gene ticam2, whose product is annotated as toll like receptor adaptor molecule 2. Gene Ontology annotation, biological process: positive regulation of canonical NF-kappaB signal transduction; positive regulation of natural killer cell activation; TRIF-dependent toll-like receptor signaling pathway. The record is from RefSeq and is marked provisional. Lineage: Eukaryota; Metazoa; Chordata; Chondrichthyes; Chimaeriformes; Callorhinchidae. Gene Ontology annotation, molecular function: protein kinase binding.
AUGGGGGGCUGGACAUCAAAACCUGAGGCCGCCGCGCUCCAUGAUGUGGACCCGCUCUGCAUAGCGGAGACAGAUGGUCAUGAAUGCCAAACUGAAUCAAAAUCAAGUAAUGGAUCUGAACAGGUGGCUGGAGAAAGCGGGGACAGUAAAGCUAAUGGCAGUGAUGAUGAGGAGCAGAAUACGGAUGAUGCAGACAAUGAAGAUACGUUCUAUAAGUUUGUGAUCCUGCAUGCACAGAAUGACACAGACGAAGCCCUCAGACUUUUAAACCUACUGGAGAGUCCAGGCUCAGCCUGGACUAUCCUUCUCCUGACAGAAGACUUUUUGAGUGAAGCCUGGUGUAAAUUCCAAUCAUACAUCACACUGAUGAACUCCUUGAACAAGCAGCAUAAAUAUAACACUGUGAUUCCAGUGAGAAUUCUCAAUAACCCGCUUCCUCACAAAAUGACCCCUUUGGUCAUACAAGCCAUCAAUGCACUGGAGGAAGGAAACCCUGCCUUUGAUAGGCAGGUGAACCUGACUUUUCAGGAUUCUACAUACGAGCAACAAAGAACUAUAUGGCACAGGGAGAGAAAACUGAAGCAACAAGGAAUAUCAGCGUUCAAUGGAAAUAAGACAAACAAAUCAAGGGCUGAGGAAGGCUAA